Pogona vitticeps (central bearded dragon) is the source of this 861-nucleotide messenger RNA. RefSeq names its product heat shock factor binding protein 1 (gene HSBP1). Lineage: Eukaryota; Metazoa; Chordata; Lepidosauria; Squamata; Agamidae. The record is from RefSeq and is a predicted model, not a curated record. Gene Ontology annotation, molecular function: transcription corepressor activity. Gene Ontology annotation, cellular component: nucleus; cytosol. Gene Ontology annotation, biological process: cellular heat acclimation.
CUCUCGCGAGAAUUGCCAGGAAGUCGGUCAAGGGAGGAGGAAGAAGAAGAAGCGGAAGCGGAGGGUGGGAGAUUUCGAGGCUGCGGGAAGCCGGCCUGGUGAGAAAAGGGGAACGCCGACGAAGGGAGACCCGGAACCCCAAGACAAGGCCCGCCAUGGCCGAGACGGACCCCAAGACCGUGCAGGACCUCACGGCGGUGGUGCAGACCCUGUUGCAACAAAUGCAAGACAAGUUUCAGACCAUGUCGGACCAGAUCAUCGGCCGGAUUGAUGACAUGAGCUGUCGUAUCGAUGAUCUGGAGAAGAAUAUUGCGGAUCUCAUGACCCAGGCAGGGGUGGAGGAGCUGGAAGGCGAGAAUAAGACAACUGCCACCAAGACUUCAACUUGCCAAUAAUCUAUGAUGGGUGCUGAAAAGAAAUCUUUUUACAAAUCUACAGGGAUUUCAAGACUGUGUUUUUGUCAGUUUUCUGUUUUCAACUACUAGUAUGUAAAAGCAUUUUUCUACAGUGGUAGAUCUUGCAUUCUUCAUGUACCUUAUAUAGCUAGAUUUGGAAGUUUAUAAUCUGAUUGCUUGUAUACUGUGAGCUUCACACACUUUUUUUGAAUUACUACCUUCCUGAAACUUCAGUUACUAAAAGAAGUUUGAUGGCGUUUAGUGCAAAAUGCUAACAUGAUUUGUGGGGUUUUUUGAUGUUGAUUUAAAAAGAAGGAAAACACAUUCUGCUUUUGCUGUUUUGUAAUUCUGUUCACUGGGUGACUACAAAACCAUCAUACUUUCUGUGAGCCUGAACAACAGAUCUGUCAUAUGUUCAUGAGGCACCUUUUGGAAUCAAGCACAAGAAUGAAAAUGUGUUCUAAAA